Molecule: messenger RNA, 985 nt
Organism: Neohortaea acidophila
Lineage: Eukaryota; Fungi; Ascomycota; Dothideomycetes; Mycosphaerellales; Teratosphaeriaceae
Product: ubiquitin-conjugating enzyme/RWD-like protein
Exons: 4
Coding region: 248-721 (157 amino acids)
Biological process (GO): protein sumoylation
Cellular component (GO): nucleus
Molecular function (GO): SUMO conjugating enzyme activity
Source: RefSeq, a predicted model, not a curated record
CUAGAAUCUUUGAGACACGUCAGAAUCCGAGGGCGAGGCGCCGUAACUUUUGUGCCACCGAGUUCACUUUCAUACAUUCACUUGCCACACUUUGUACUACCCUUCCUUCCGUCACUCUUUGGUGAUUGUGCAUACCACCCUCUCUCCGACAUCCCCGCCUCCGCAGAGCCCUGCUUUUCUUUCACUUGGCUGCAAGCACUCGUGAAACGCCAAACCUCCACCAACUGCAGAGUCUGCGUCGCCCAACAUGUCCCUCACGCAGACUCGGCUUCAAGAAGAGCGCAAAGCGUGGCGCAAAGAUCAUCCCUUCGGCUUUGUCGCGCGCCCAGUGAAGACGGCCAACGGCGGGCUCGAUCUCAAGAAAUGGGAGUGUGCGGUGCCGGGCAAGGAGAACACCAUCUGGGCGGGCGGGUUGUUCAAACUGGAAGUCACGUUUCCUGACGAAUACCCGACCAAGCCUCCCAAAUGCAAAUUCGUCCCUCCCCUCUUCCACCCCAACGUCUACCCCUCCGGCACCGUCUGCCUCAGCAUCCUUAACGAAGACGAAGGCUGGAAGCCCGCCAUCACCGUCAAAGAGAUCCUCAUCGGCAUUCAGUUCCUGCUGAACGAAGUCAACCCGGAAUCGCCGGCGCAGGCGGACGCAUACAAUCUGUACAAGAAGGAUCGCCCGGCGUACGAGAAGAAGAUUCGGCAGGUGGUCAAGGAGAAUCAGGCGCCGUGAUUGCAUGGAUUAAGAGGAGAACAAGAGGCUAGGGAGAUGGGGAGGAUGGAGAGUGCUUGAACUUAGCGUUGGCGUUGCCGGCGUGCAUGCAUGAUGGAGGCCUGCUUUCGAUGGGUUGGAACGGCUUUGCUUCCUCUAGCCAGUUCGGAGACAUUCACCGUCUCUCCAGUAAAUGACCCCUUCAGAUCUGUGAUGCGCUUCUCGACCAUUGCCAUUUCUUUAUUACUCAACUCAUAUCCUUCCAUUUAUGGAAUCUCCAAUGGC